CUGACGGGCAUUACAGUAGACGUUUUAUAGAGCCUAUAAGGACUUUGGCGUUACUCAAACAUUAUUACUACAAGGUUAUACAGGCUACUGCACGAACUGUACAUCUCUUGUAACUUUGUUGUAGAAAAUGACAAACGUCGAUCUCGAUCAGGUUGGAAAGAACUUGUUGAAGAGCGCUGAAACUGGAGAGAGUGUAGAGCUCCAGUCUCUGUGGCAGAACCAGCCGGUGGUCUUUUUCUUCCUGCGCAGGUUUGGCUGUCAGGUGUGUCGUUGGAUAGCAUCAGAGAUCAGCAAACUAGAGCCGAACCUGAGAGCCAGCGGUGUAGCGCUGGUUGGAGUUGGACCAGAAGAGUUUGGUCUGAAGGAAUUCAAGGAAGGCGGGUUUUUCAAAGGAUCCAUUUACAUUGAUGAAGAAAAGAAAAGCUACAAGGAUUUAGGCUUCAAAAGGUACACAGCCAUAAGUUUGGUUCCUGCAGCUCUGGGGAAGAAAGUACGAGAUGUAGCUGCAAAGGCCAAAGCUGAUGGCAUCCAGGGAAACUUCUCAGGAGAUCUGCUUCAGAGCGGAGGCAUGCUCAUUGUUGCCAAAGGUGGAGAAAAGGUCCUAUUGCACUUUAUCCAGGAUUCACCGGGAGACCACCUACCUCUGGAGGAUAUUUCCAAGGCUUUGGGUAUCUCAGCCAAAGUAGAAGAAGGACAGCGGCCAGUGUGCAAUGAUGACGUUUGUACACGAUGAUGACCUCGCUACCCAUUGUACCUGAUGAAUAUAAUAGAAGAAGUGGAAUGUCAUCAAAAUACUAAAGUGAACAUAACACUGCUGGUAGUAUUUCUAAUUGCUUGUAAUUUUUUUGUGACUUUUUUUAAUCUGUAGUGACAUUCCUUUAUAAUGAUUACCUUCAAUUGUAAAAAAAAAAAAAAAAUAAUAAUAAUAAAAUGUCAUGGAUUUUCAACUUUCCUAACACAUACUGAUCAUGAUUGUUUUGUGUUUUUUAAAUUGGCUAUUUAUGAAUUUGCAUGUAUUACUCUGUUUAUAAAAUAAAUAUAUAAAUUAUUUUGUAUGUAUCUAAGUAUAAUAAAGUUUAAAAGCAAAACUUUGCUUCAGUCAGAGAGCAGUUUCAAAGUGGAGUGGGGAUUUAAUAAAGGUGAGAAGAUAUCAAACAUUUUAACAUGGUCUAUUAUGCAAGAUCAAUAGUUUGUUGACCACAAUAAUAAGUGAAAACUCCUAUGGCUCCAUCAUAGGGUUAUACAUCACCAUCAUAGUGCUUCAAUUUACUACCCUUCCACAAAUCUUCACAUUAUUUCUGUUGCAGUGUUUACUCUCCAUCUAUGUGUUCACCUGAGACUUAAAACUGGCUGAUAUUGUCACCCCCACUGUAUCCAAAGUGUCUCUAAACUUUUUUAAUUAAAAUUUUUUUGUGAUGGUGA
Molecule: messenger RNA, 1422 nt
Organism: Micropterus dolomieu (smallmouth bass)
Lineage: Eukaryota; Metazoa; Chordata; Actinopteri; Centrarchiformes; Centrarchidae
Gene: prxl2b
Product: peroxiredoxin like 2B
Exons: 7
Coding region: 128-733 (201 amino acids)
Source: RefSeq, a predicted model, not a curated record